Molecule: messenger RNA, 2148 nt
Organism: Morone saxatilis (striped sea-bass)
Lineage: Eukaryota; Metazoa; Chordata; Actinopteri; Moronidae
Gene: ada
Product: adenosine deaminase
Exons: 11
Coding region: 16-1206 (396 amino acids)
Biological process (GO): inosine biosynthetic process; adenosine catabolic process; purine ribonucleoside monophosphate biosynthetic process
Cellular component (GO): external side of plasma membrane; cytosol
Molecular function (GO): adenosine deaminase activity
Source: RefSeq, a predicted model, not a curated record
GCGUGUCCCAGAGUCAUGCAUAUAAUAGCCAGACGAGUUGCGAUAGGCUUUGGCUCCCCAGUCCUCAGCUCUCUGUGCACCAGCAGACUCACCGGCACUCGCAGGCUCUGUACGAUGGCCGAGCUCUCCCCUGAACAAGUGGUAUUCGACAAGCCGAAGGUCGAGCUACAUGUCCACCUCGAUGGAGCCAUCAGGGUGCAGACUAUUCUUGACGUUGCCAAGAGACGCGGCAUCUCUCUGCCAGCAGAUACUGUGGAGGAGAUGACACCGUUCAUUAUUGUCGAAAGCCCUGGAACCCUCACCCAGUUCCUGGGCAAGUUCGCAGAGUACAUGCACGUGGUUGCUGGAGACAGAGAGGCUAUAAAGAGGAUAGCGUAUGAGUUUGUUGAGGACAAAGCCAAGGAAGGAGUGAUUUAUGUUGAGGUCAGAUACAGCCCGCAUUUCUUGGCAAACACAAAAGUGGAUCCAAUACCUUGGGACCAGAAAGAAGGUGACCUGAGCCCAGACGAGGUGGUGCACCUGGUUAACGAGGGCCUCAGCGAGGGGGAGAAGGCCUUCAAUAUCAAAGCCAGGUCCAUUCUAUGCUGCAUGCGCCACAUGCCAAGCUGGUCCAUGGAUGUCGUGCAGCUGUGUAAGAAAUAUUGCAAUGAGGGAGUCGUCGCCAUUGAUCUGGCAGGUGAUGAAUCACUCAACUGUGAGGCCAAUCCAGAACACAGGAAUGCCUAUGAGGAAGCGGUGCGUUCUGGGGUCCACAGGACAGUCCACGCAGGGGAGGUGGGUCCGGCAUCCGUGGUGAAGGAGGCCGUGGAAGUGCUGAAAGCCGAACGUGUUGGACACGGUUACAGAACCCUGGAAGACCAAGCCCUGUACAAAGACCUGCUUAAAAAAGACAUGCACUUUGAGGUGUGUCCUAUUUCCAGUAAGCUAACAGGUGCCUGCCUCCCAGACUUCACCAAGCAUCCUGUGAUCACGUUUAUGAAGGACAAGGCUAACUACUCCCUGAAUACAGAUGACCCUCUGAUCUUCAACUCAAAUUUGCACCUCGACUACAACACCGCGCACAAAUACAUGGGCUUCACCGAGGAGGAAUUCAAACGACUGAACAUAAAAUCUGCAGAGUCAUGCUUCCUGCCUGAGAAGGAGAAGAAAGAGCUCAUCAUGAAACUGCAAGAGGCCUACGGGAUGGUGCAGAGCACUGCCUUUUAAACCUGACGAGGAAGUCUGAAGAGGAACCUAACCCAGGGAAAAACCGCUCUGAACCCUUAAUCUCCACACUUGACGCAAUGGAAUGUCUUUUUCCUCAUUUGUAACCAAACAUAAAGCCUAUAGAAUUAUAUAUCGAACAUGUCUAUCAUAUGGCUGCUGCCUUCACCUCUCAUACCUGACCAUCAUCUGCUUGUGUUUUGUCAUUAUCCCUUUAAAGUAAUUAGAUAGCUUUAAAACUUCAGUUUACAGCGCAGUUCUGGAGGAUGUCAUGGUGCUCUGCAAGGCGGAAAAAAAUAUGUGCAUGCAAAUGUUUUGUGUUUAUGAAGCAGAUUUUGUCGUACGGCAAAACUCUGGAUACAAUCUUCAUCUCGUGUUUACAUCCUGUUGUCAUAAAGAGAAUCAGGGAAGCUUUUGAUGCACAAUUACUUUUACGAAUUUGUGAGCCUUUAAGGGAAGGAUACGGGGGGGCUAUUUGUUGUUCAUCUGUCAUUGCUAUGGUGUCCUGAACAUCUUUGGGUGAAAGCAUGUUGUGAAGGAGCAAUUAAAGCAGUACAGGUUGAGAACUUACGGGGAAAAUAUGGUUUACUGUGAAUAUCCAUUGUUUGGUUUUAAGAGUGAAGUAAGGGGAAUCCAGUGUCAGAAACAUAUAAAUAUGUGUUUUUUAUCCUCCACAUGUAUAACUACAGAACACAUCAGGUAAAACAGCUCAAUACCAAAAGUCUAACAUUUGAACACUAGGUGGCACAAUGCUGUCACCUACAGGGACAAACCACAGCUGACUUAAAGUGGUUUUGCAUUUCGUAAUUACUCUCAAUUAUUUUGAUGUAUAUAUUUAUUUAAAUUGUUUUUUUUUCUUCCUUUCACUCAAUAAAAAAAGAACUUCCAUUAUAACGAACACAUUUAUGACACUUUGAGCAUAAUAAAAGCUAUUACUAAAAUCUU